UUGAUUGAUUGAACUAUUCGUCAUUGUUAGUUUAUUUUUUCGAUUGGCUUUUUGCAAUCAUCAACAAUCCUACUACUGUCCUGAAAACCAGAAGAAGAAAAAAACAAUUGAUAAUCAUCAUAAUGGCCAUUAUUAUUAUGACUUUAUUACGACAAUUUCAUUUUUCCACAUUCAUAUUCCUAUACUAUGGCCUGAUUUGUCUUUCACAAUCACGAAGGUUAUAUCAACCAAGAGUAUUUAAUCAAUUAUCAUCAUCAUCAUCAUCAUCAUCAUCAUCGUCGUCGUCGAUGAAAGAAAAUGCAGCAUCAAUUAUACAGCCAAAUAAACGGCUAGUUUGUUAUUAUACAAAUUGGUCACAAUAUCGGCCAAAAGAGGGCAAAUAUGUUCCCGAAGAUAUUGAUCCAUUUCUUUGUACGCACAUUAUAUUCAGUUUUGGUUGGAUGAAAUCCAAUAAAUUAACUUCAUUCGAUUCAACUGAUGAAACAUUGAAUAAUAAAAAAGGAACCUAUGAACGUGUGAUUGAAUUGAAGAAAAAAAAUCCAAAUCUCAAAAUAUUAUUGGCCGUUGGUGGCUGGUCAUUCGGCACGGAACGUUUCCGGACAAUGGCAUCCACACGUUAUAAUCGUCAAGUGUUCAUUUUUAGUGCUUUAGAUUAUUUACGGCAAAGAAAUUUUGAUGGUCUUGAUAUUGAUUGGGAAUUUCCUAAAGGCAGUGAUGAUAAACGAAAUUUUGUUGAUCUACUUAAAGAAUUACGUAUUGCAUUUGAAUCGGAAGCAAUUGAAAAAAGUUUACCACGUUUAUUGUUAAGUGUGGCUGUAUCGGCUGGUGCUGAAACCAUUAAAAGUGGUUAUGAUGUUCCAGGAGUUGCAAAUAAUGUUGAUUUUAUCAAUAUCAUGUCAUAUGAUUUUCAUGGUAAAUGGGAACCAAAAACCGGUCAUAAUGCACCAUUAUAUGCAUUAUCAACGGAAACUGAUUGGCGUAAACAACUUACAAUGGAAUAUGGUGUAAAAAUGUGGGAAAAACUUGGUGCAUCCAAGGAUAAAAUCAUUGUCGGACUAGCUACAUAUGGUAGAAGUUUUACAUUAUCAUCCACUGGUAAUAAUGGUUUCAAUGCACCAACUUCUGGUGGUGGUAAAGCCGGUGAAUAUACACGUGAAUCAGGAUUUUUAGCAUUUUAUGAGAUAUGUGAAAUGCUUAAAAAUGGUGCCAAAUACAUUUGGGAUGAAGAACAAAAAGUACCAUAUGCUAUUCAAGGUGAUCAAUGGGUUGGUUUUGAUGAUGAACGAUCCAUACGGGAAAAACUUCGAUGGAUCAUUGAUAAUGGUUAUGGUGGCGCUAUGGUUUGGACUGUUGAUAUGGAUGAUUUUAAAGGCACCUGUGCUGAAAAGAAAUAUCCAUUAAUCAGUAUUAUGGCCGAAGAACUUAUGGAGGCCAAAACAAAAUCUAAAUUUGAUUCAAUCAUUCAAAAAGCCAUGAUAGCUGAUCAAUCGACAAAAGUGUUCGUGCCAAGCACUGAUAUUAACAUGAUUAUUGAUAAACCAAAAGUUGUGCCCACUACACCGGCCAUAAUUAAACCAAUGAAAAAUGGAAAUGAUACAAACGCUCGAGUUGUUUGCUAUUUUACCAAUUGGUCACAUAAAAGACCUGGUCAAGGUCAAUUUACGCCGGAACAUUUAGAUCCAUUUCUAUGCACACAUGUUAUCUACGCAUUUGCCAAUCUAAAUAGUGAAUUUAAAUUAAUACCCAGUGAACCGAAUGAUGAAAUUGCCAAUGGUCUUUAUGAACGUGUAUUAUCAUUGAAAUCAAAAAAUCCUAAACUUAAAAUUUUAAUUGCCGUCGGUGGAUGGAUGAUGGGGCCGAUACCAUUUCGUACAUUGACAGAAAGUGCAUAUCGUCAGACAUUAUUCACAUUUAAUGUUGUAGAAUUUCUAAGAAAAAGAGGAUUCGAUGGAUUAGAUGUUUGUUGGGAAUUUCCUCGUGGUACAGAAGAUAAAGAACGUUAUACAAAAUUAUUAAAAGAAUUACGUGAAACUUUUGAUGGUGAAGCUAAAGGUUCGGGUAAACCACGAUUAUUACUUUCGGCAGCCGUACCAGCUAGUUUUGAAGCCGUAAAUAGUGGUUACGAUGUUCCUGAAGUUAAUAAAUAUUUAGAUUUCAUCAACAUUAUGACAUAUGAUUUUCAUGGUGAUUGGGAGAAAAAUGUUGCCCAUAAUUCACCAUUGUUUCCAAUACAAGCUGCAACCGAUUAUCAACGUAAAUUGACAGUGGAUUUCAGUGUCAAUGAAUGGAUCAAUAAAGGUGCUUCAAGGGAGAAAAUUGUUGUUGGAUUACCAACCUAUGGUCGAUCAUUCACAUUAGCUAGUCCAAAUUUGACCGAUAUUGGUGAUCCGGCAAUCAAAGGUGGAAAUCCAGGAAUAUAUACCAAAGAAUCGGGAUUUCUUUCAUUUUUUGAGAUUUGUGAUAUGCUUAAAAUGGGUGCAACAUUGGUCUGGGAUAAUGAACAAAUGGUACCAUAUGCUUAUCUUGGUGAUCAAUGGGUUGGUUUUGAUGAUCCAAGAAGUUUUAAAGUCAAAACACAAUGGCUUAAACAAGCCGGUUUAAGUGGCAUUAUGAUUUGGUCAAUUGAUAUGGAUGAUUUUUCUGGUUCAUGUAUGGGACAAAAAUUUCCACUUAUAAAUGCUGCCAAAAAUGAUCUUAAAGGUUAUUAUGUGGAAAAUAUUGAUGAAACUAUAGCGAAUACUUUGUCCACUAAAUCUGAAAACAACAAAGAUGAAGUAAAAUGUGAUGAAGCCGAUGGUCAUAUUAGCUAUCAUAAAGAUAAAAAUGAUUGUACCAUGUAUUUUAUGUGUGAAGGUACACGUCGUCAUCAUAUGCCUUGUCCACAGAAUUUAGUAUUCAAUAUAAAAGAAAAUGUCUGUGAUUGGCCAGAGAAUGUUGAAGAAUGUGCAACCGCAUUGCUGGGCAAUGGCGAUAAUAACGGUAAUGAUAAAUCAACGUAAAUUGGAAUUUUUUUUUUCAUUUCAUCAUCAUCAUCAUCAUCAUCAUCAUCACUAUUGAUAUUCCAUAUACAGA
Molecule: messenger RNA, 3072 nt
Organism: Dermatophagoides farinae (American house dust mite)
Lineage: Eukaryota; Metazoa; Arthropoda; Arachnida; Sarcoptiformes; Pyroglyphidae
Product: putative chitinase 10
Biological process (GO): chitin catabolic process; carbohydrate metabolic process
Cellular component (GO): extracellular region
Molecular function (GO): chitin binding; chitinase activity
Source: RefSeq, a predicted model, not a curated record